Molecule: messenger RNA, 4575 nt
Organism: Exophiala spinifera
Lineage: Eukaryota; Fungi; Ascomycota; Eurotiomycetes; Chaetothyriales; Herpotrichiellaceae
Exons: 10
Coding region: 1-4575 (1524 amino acids)
Biological process (GO): transmembrane transport
Cellular component (GO): membrane
Molecular function (GO): ATP binding; ATP hydrolysis activity; ABC-type transporter activity
Source: RefSeq, a predicted model, not a curated record
AUGGCCUCCGAGGACGUAGCACCGGAGGCGCAACGCGUAUCGACGCGUGCUUCUCGGGCGAGUGUUUCUUCACAUCCAGCCUCAACAAGCACAGAAAGUGGUUCCGAACAUCAACGCUUCGAACCUAUACGGUCAAGGAGAACUCGCGAUGAAGCAGACUAUGAAUUUUACCGUGGUGAUGCUGCCACCAGGAGUGAACUUGCGAGGAUGGCCUCGGUCCUGUCUGGGGUUCAACCCGCUCGGACAGCCACUGGAGACGGCCUUACAAGACAAGACACUGUGGCCGGCAUGGCUCCAGAAUCACCGGAGUUUGAUCCCAAUCAUCCAUCCUUCAACUUCUUUCUGUGGCUGAGAAAGUUUGCACAGCUUCUAGAAGAGCAAGGCAUCAAACGUCGACGGACGGGGUUUACUUUUACAAAUCUCAACGUGUCUGGCAAAGGUGCUGCUCUUGUGCUUCAACAGACCGUUGGGUCAGCCUUCAUGGCGCCGUUCCGCUUCCGUGAGCUUUUCAGUCAUCCACCCGAGAAAACGAUCUUGACCAAUUUCAACGGACAUGUUAACAGCGGGGAACUGCUCAUUGUCCUUGGAAGACCUGGGAGUGGCUGUUCCACCUUCCUCAAAAGCAUCUGUGGAGAGCUUCAAGGUCUCAAAAUUUCCCAGGACUCCAAGGUCACAUACAGCGGCAUAUCGCAAGACAUCUUUCUGAAGGAGUUCAAAGGCGAAGCCGUUUACAAUCAGGAGAACGAAAAACACUUUCCUCACUUGACGGUCGGAGAGACACUCGAGUUUGCAGCCGCGUGCAGAACUCCUUCCCAUCGGCUGUUCGGUGCGCCGAGAGACAAAUGGAGCAAAUAUAUGGCAACGGUGAUGAUGACUAUCUUUGGUCUUUCACAUACUCGCAACACCAAGGUCGGUGAUGAUUUUGUGCGAGGAGUCAGUGGAGGUGAACGGAAGCGUGUCAGCCUUGCAGAGAUGGCUCUUGCUGGACCCCCCAUAGCUGCAUGGGACAAUUCAACAAGAGGAUUGGACUCUCAGACUGCGCUCGAAUUCGUACGAUCACUACGCACCGCGGCCGACGUAGCAGGUCUCACAUCUUUAAUUGCCAUAUAUCAAGCAUCACAAGCGAUCUAUGACCUGUGCGACAAAGCCAUUGUCCUGUACGAAGGAAGACAAAUAUACUUUGGCCCUACCGAUGAGGCAAAGGCAUAUUUCGAGGACAUGGGCUGGUAUUGUCCUCCGCGACAAACGACUGGGGACUUUCUGACAUCUGUCACCAAUCCGCGUGAGAGAAAGCCUCGAGAAGGAUUCGAAGGUCGAGUACCCCGUACGGCCGAGGACUUUGAGAAGUACUGGGUCCAAAGUCCCAACUACAAGUACGCCCAGGAGGAAUCGAAACAAGCUGCCGAAGUCAACGCGGACGGAAAGGAAGCUCUUGAUACUUUUCGAGAGUCUCACAAGUUUAGCCAAGCUCAACAUACACGUCCCAAAUCGCCCUACACGAUCAGUAUACCUAUGCAGGUUCGGCUAUGUACGAAGCGAGCAUAUCAACGCUUGUGGAAUGACAAAGCCUCGACGGUGGCUGUCAUCUUUAGUCGAAUCACAUUGGCCUUGGUUGUCGGAUCUAUUUACUACGGAACUCCACUUUCAACGGGCUCGUUUUUCUCUAAAGGCGCGGUGCUGUUCUUCGCCGUGCUGUUGAGUGCACUCCAGUCCAUUGUAGAGAUCAACAAGUUAUAUGCCCAACGACCGAUCGUGGCCAAGCACAAAUCCUACGCUUUCUACCAUCCUUUCACCGAAGCUCUUGCAGGAAUUGUGGCCGACUUGCCCAUCUCCUUCUGUACGACGGUCGUGUUCAGCAUCAUUCUUUACUUUCUCGCUGGACUCCGGACGAGAGCUUCCAACUUCUUCAUUUUCCUCCUAUUCAACUUCAUCUGCUCAUUGACAAUGUCUGCAAUCUUUAGGACCACUGCAGCUCUGACAAAGACCAUCACAGCGGCGCUUGCUAUCGCAGGUGUAGCCGUAUUGUGGGUUGUUAUUUACACUGGCUUCGUGAUUCAGCGCAGUUAUAUGCACCCAUGGUUCAAGUGGUCUAGCUGGAUUAAUCCUGUUGCAUAUGCCUAUGAAGCUCUGAUUGUUAACGAAGUCCAUGGACGCGAAUUCCCGUGCGCGUCAACAAGUUUGGUUCCCCCUUACGGUCAAGGGGCUAAUUUCCAAUGCGCGGUUGCCGGGUCUGUUCCAGGUCAAAUCAACGUCUCUGGAGAUGCUUGGGUGAAGUCGUCUUACGGAUACUCUUACAGUCACAUUUGGAGGAACUUGGGAUUCUUGUUUGCUUUCAUGAUCUUCUUCUUCUCCAUCUACUUCAUCGCUACUGAAGUCAACUCUGACACGACCUCCACCGCGGAAUUCCUAGUGUUUCAACGGGGCCGUGUUCCUAGUUAUCUUCAGGAAGGCAAACGCAAGGAUGAGGAGGACCCUGGCACGGCCACCAAACCUGCGAAUCUGGACCAUGAUGCUGAAGGGAAGCAGGAAGACGGGGUCAAAGUCCUUCCAGCACAGAAAGAUAUCUUUACGUGGCGAAACGUGACACUUGACAUCAAGAUCAAAGGACAGCCACGGAGGCUUCUUGAUAACAUAUCCGGGUAUGUAAAGCCUGGAACUCUUACGGCUCUCAUGGGAACGAGUGGUGCUGGUAAGACCACACUCCUUGAUGCACUUGCGCAACGGACCAACAUUGGCGUGUUGACUGGAGACAUGCUUGUCAACGGCAAACCCUUAGACCCUUCUUUUCAGCGGAAGACAGGCUAUGUUCAGCAGCAAGACUUGCACCUUGAGACUGCCACGGUCCGAGAAGCUCUGCAGUUUUCAGCAUAUCUUCGACAACCCAAUUCCGUAUCCAAGGAAGAAAAGGAUGCUUUUGUCGAGGACGUUAUCCGCAUGCUGAACAUGGAAGAUUUCAGUGAAGCAGUGGUCGGAAACCCCGGAGAGGGUCUCAAUGUCGAGCAACGCAAGCUACUCACAAUCGGAGUUGAACUUGCCGCCAAACCCGCUCUGCUGAUAUUUUUGGAUGAGCCUACUUCAGGCUUGGACUCUCAGAGCUCUUGGUCGAUUGUGGCAUUCCUCCGCAAACUCGCCGACUCCGGCCAAGCGAUUCUAUGCACCGUCCACCAGCCGUCAGCGAUUUUGUUUCAAGAAUUUGAUCGACUGUUGUUCUUGAUGAAGGGUGGCAAGACCAUCUACUUUGGAGAUAUUGGGCCAAACUCGAAGACCUUACUGGAUUACUUCGAACGCAAUGGUGCGCCGAAAUGCGACGAGAAUGCCAAUCCUGCCGAGUACAUGCUUGACAUUUGUGGCAAAAGCUCUGACCGUGACUGGAGCGAAGUCUGGAAGACCACUCCCGAAGCAGCUGAGAUCCAGGCCGAGCUCGAUCGAGUUUCUGAAGCAAAGAGAUCCGAGCCUGUUGUCGACCAGGGGCCGGCUACGCAAUAUGCGGUUCCCCUGAAGUCCCAGAUCUACCAUGUCACAAAGCGUGUUUUCCAGCAAUAUUGGAGAACGCCAUCGUACGUCAACGGCAAAUUCUUGUUGGGUAUUAUGUCCGCACUUUUUACCGGUUUCUCCUUCUACAAGCAGAACACAACACAGGCAGGCUUGCAGAAUACCCUUUUUGCAGUCUUCAUGCUGGUCACGGUCUUUUCCAGCCUCGUGCAGCAAAUAAUGCCACGCUUCGUCAUACAAAGAUCCCUUUACGAAGUGCGCGAACGGCCUUCCAAGGCGUACUCUUGGGUUGCCUUCCUUGUUGCUAACAUCUUCGUGGAAAUACCAUACCAGCUUCUACUAGGAAUCCUGAUCUGGGUUGCCUGGUACUUUGCAGUUUUUGGCAAGAAUCAAUCCGGGCAAACGCGUGGGUUGAUGCUCCUCUUUACGGUUCAAUUCAUGGUGUUCACGAGUACGUUCGCACACAUGGUAAUCGCUGCCCUGCCGGAUGCCGAGACGGCCGGAAAUAUCGCCACGCUCAUGUUUAGUAUGAUCCUCACGUUCAACGGUGUACUUCAGUCACCUUCGGCCUUGCCUGGCUUUUGGAUCUUCAUGUACCGCGUGAGUCCAAUGACAUACCUCAUUUCCGGCUGGGCCGGUACCGGUCUUCACGGACGAACUGUCGAAUGCGCCGAGAACGAAAUGGCCAUCUUCGACCCGCCCUCAGGCGAGACCUGCGAGCGAUACUUGACCCGGUACUUCGACGCGGGCGCUCCUGGACGUUUGCUCAACCCCAGCGCCACGAGUGGAUGUGAGUACUGUCCGAUCCGGUCGGCCGACCAGUUCCUCGCAGGAAACAACGUCUACUACAGCGAGCGGUGGAGGAACUUCGGCCUUGGAUUCGUCUACAUCUUCUUCAACGUGUUUGCGUGCAUCAUGUUGUACUACGUCUUCCGAGUAAGACGCUUCAGCAUCUCACGCCUGGCGAAGUGGCCUGCUUUUGUGGCCGAGGUGGUUUUGGUCCAGGGCUUCAGACGUCUGUUCGCGCGGCACGUCGAGCCUACACCUGCUGGAAAGGAGGCGGAGAGCCACAAGGCAUUUUGA